Messenger RNA from Dissoconium aciculare CBS 342.82, 1572 nucleotides. RefSeq names its product protein prenylyltransferase. Gene Ontology annotation, molecular function: protein farnesyltransferase activity; CAAX-protein geranylgeranyltransferase activity. The record is from RefSeq and is a predicted model, not a curated record. The coding region runs from base 1 to 1572 and encodes 523 amino acids. Gene Ontology annotation, cellular component: cytoplasm; protein farnesyltransferase complex; CAAX-protein geranylgeranyltransferase complex. Gene Ontology annotation, biological process: protein geranylgeranylation; protein farnesylation. NCBI's taxonomy places the organism in Eukaryota, Fungi, Ascomycota, Dothideomycetes, Mycosphaerellales, Dissoconiaceae. The transcript has 3 exons.
AUGGCGGUCAAAGGUGUCGCGCCAUUCGCGACAUUCCUGAUUGUUGGCCCUACAUGUUUCUUCCUCGGCAUCCUAUUCGCACUCUUUCCAUAUGAUUACCAUGUCUUGUGGACGACGCCGGCCGUGUCAGACAUUACCAUCGACCCUCGCGAUGUCUACUUUGCACUUCAGGAAAAUCAUCUGAAGUUCUUACACGCAUCUCCACCUCUCAUCAGCCGCAUACUUCACAUCGUCAUCGGCACCGGCCUGUUAGGCUUUCUGAUGAAGUUAUACAAGCCCUCCGAAGCAAACAUGCUCUUCGAUGGUGCGAGCCUCGUCUUGUACAUGUGCGGCAUAACAGUGUAUAUCGCGAAUAUCGUCAAGGGACUCCGAACGGUCACCGCAGGCGCUUACGGCGGCCAAGACGCAGACGCCGGCCCGCGAGAUGAGACCUACAUCGGACGGGAGGAUAGUCUGCGAGUUCUUGCGGCAAGUAACACGAUUCUUGCGCUUGUGCUGGUGGGCAUCUUAGUCCUCCAAGCCGGUCAAUGGUACGCACAGCGGAAAGAGGCAGAAGAAAUGGAGGAAAUGGACAAGGCUCGAGAAGAGAAACGUAAGGCGCAACAAGCCGUCGGAGACAUGAGCGUGUACUCUUCGGAUCCAUCCUGGGCAGAUGUCGAGCCUCUGCCGACCGAUGAAGGCGGAGCAAAUCCUCUAGCUGCGAUCGCGUACAGUGAGGAAUAUGGCGAAGCUAUGUCUUAUCUUCGCGCUGUUAUGGCUGCCGAUGAAAACUCCACCCGCGCACUCAAUUUGACCAAACACUUGAUCGGGUUGAACCCGGCGCAUUAUACAGUGUGGUUGUAUCGCGCGAGAAUAUUGUUCACACUACAGUGUGACCUUGCCCAGGAAUUGGCCUGGCUGAACAAAAUUGCCCUGGAACACCAAAAGAAUUACCAGAUUUGGCAUCAUCGCAAUCAGAUUGUCAACAUGCGAAAUACAUCCGAUGGCGAAACAGACUUCAUAGCGCAGAUGUUUGACCUGGAUGCCAAGAACUAUCAUGUUUGGAGCUAUCGGCAAUGGCUCGUCCAACGUUUCGACUUGUGGGAUCAAGGCGAAUUGGAAUUCACCGAAGUGAUGCUUCGAAAGGAUGUCCGGAACAACAGUGCAUGGAAUCAUCGCUGGUAUGUGAUCAAUGGCCGAGAAAUGGAAGGUGUCCCUGGAGUGUCUGAUCGCGACAUUCGAGAGCGAGAGAUAGCUUUCACCAAGGCUGCACUUGCGACUGCCCCACAAAACAGGAGCGCUUGGAACUAUCUUCGAGGCAUACAGCGACACAGUGAUAUCGCGUUACAGGAUCUGAAGCCCAUCGCAGAAACCUACGCGGACCUUUCGAGCCCUGGCAAUAUUCGCUCCAGUCAUGCGUUAGACCUGCUGGCCGAGAUCCUAGCUCUUGAAAAGGAGACUGCGGCGGACGCGUAUCAAAUGCUCGACCUGCUGGCACAAACAUACGACCCUGUGCGGAUUAAUUACUGGAAAUAUCGUCAAAGCCUACUCGAUGAUCCAUUGGGGUCGUCUUCGGUUCAGACUGCGGUCUGA